Molecule: messenger RNA, 15150 nt
Organism: Bacillus rossius redtenbacheri
Lineage: Eukaryota; Metazoa; Arthropoda; Insecta; Phasmatodea; Bacillidae
Product: ankyrin repeat and SOCS box protein 3-like
Exons: 1
Coding region: 70-1728 (552 amino acids)
Biological process (GO): intracellular signal transduction
Molecular function (GO): protein binding
Source: RefSeq, a predicted model, not a curated record
AAUAUUUGGUUUUUGGUCCUCGGAUUUUAAAACUACUUUCUUUGAAUGUUUUUUUGAUAGCAAUAAACAAUGGAAUUUAAUGAAAUAUAUAAAAAAGAGUAUCCACGUUUAAGCAUAGCAAUAGCUACUGGUGAUGCAAAUGUAUUUAAUAGGUUAGUAAAAUUACGGAAGGGACUAAAAGUUAAGGAUAAUCGCGGAAGAAUUCCUUUGCACGAAGCUGCAGAAUAUGGCAGAGAGGAUUUCGUAAAUACACUUUUGAAAUUUGGUAAUAAAGGCAGCGUGAAUUGUCGAAGUUACGAAGGCGAGACACCACUCUUUCUAGCGUGUAAGUUUCAUAACAGUGUUUCUUUGGUACGAGCCUUAGUAACGGCUGGAGCUAAUGUAGAUAUUGGAAAUAACGAGGGAGUGACACCCCUGCAUAUUGCCUGCGGACUGGCACGCGUGGCGGUUGCACAAGCCUUGGUGGAAUUAGACGCAGAUGUUAAUGCUAAAGAUAUGAAUGAAUUUACACCUCUUCAUACAGCUGUGGAAAACAACUUUGACUUCGUGACUUGUUUGAUUACCCAUGGUGCAGAUCCGUCGCUGCAAGACAUUUUUGGUAGAACACCUAUAUUUUUAGCUGUUCAGUAUGCAGAUGUGACUGUCAUUAAAUCAUUACUGAUGGCAGGCGUUGAUGUUAACAAACCAGCGUAUGAUGGAGUUACGCCUUUUAUGAUGGCUGCUCAGAGAGGUAUCCUGGAACACUUGGAUUUAUUACUGGAAUAUGGGGCUGACCCAAAUAUAGAAGCAAAUGAUAAUCUGAUGGCUAUACACUUGGCUCUCGGUGUAAGUGACCAUGAACCUGCUGUCAAACGUUUGCUUGAAGUCACUGACAAAAAUGCUAUCUCUGCAAACAUCAAGAAAAUUCCUGGCUAUUCCCUCGAGUUUCUUGCUCUUGAAAAUAGUACAGUGUCGUACCUAAACAUUUUAUUAGGCAGUAAACAACAACCAGAGGUAACAUUUCAGCCAAUUUGGAUAUCCGACUACCUUCGUGUUCACGAUGAUGGAUUGUUCAAUUUCGAGUGCUGUGAGGUAGUGAUGAAUGCAAAGUUUACCACAGUGAGUUUUCUAGCCUAUUUUGUAUGCAGAUUUUACACAUCAGAUUCCUUUAGCGAAAUGUUGGAAUACAUACUCAAAUGUGGUUGCCCCGUAGCUGUGGAGGAUAAAAAGUGUUACCCACCUAUACUUGCGGCAGUUCACUUACCAAGUAGCGAAGUAGCUUUGUAUUGCAUUAGCACUCUUGCUAGGCAUGGUGUCAAUGUUGAUUAUUGCUCCAGUGACAGUGCGUGUCCUGAUAUACUUAUAAGUGCCCUUAAGCAUAGCGACGCUGAAGUUAUUUUGCACAUUCUUAAACUGUCCAGCUUCGCGACACUGGACGAUAUUGUUAGUUUAGCUAUAAGAGGCUCUUGCCGAGCUAAUAAAGUGAUUCCACUGGUUGAGGUCCUGGGAGGAGCCUCACCUUCUGUGUUUGAGCCUGUUUCAGCAGUGGACUCUCCGGCGUGUAACGCCCUUCAGCUGUUCACGCCCAGGGUCUGCUCCUUGCAGACUUUGUGCAGGACGGCUCUCAGGAAGUACUUCUUCCGAAAAUACAGAAACUGUAACAUCACAGACAUCUGCCAGAGGCUUCGCAUUCCAAAACUGUUGGUUUCUUAUUUGAAAUAUGAGAACUGUGAAUUCCCCAAGUUGUAAUAUGAUGUUUCUUAUGUUUUAAUUUGUAAGUUGAUAAUGGAUACUUAGGAUUUUUUGUACAGUGCUAAGUAAAAUAUUUAGAGGCAAAAUUUUUAGUGACUACCUAGCAACAAAACAGAAGUACAUAAUACAGUCGUAAUACAAAUUAUUAUUUUAUAGUUAACCAGCAAUUUGAGUGAAAACAUGAAACAAAACAUUCAUCUGAAUUUAAAAAAAAAUCAAGAAUUUUACUAGUUCAAUUAAAUCAGUGGGUCAUUAGGUCUUUAAAAAAAAUUAAAGGGUUUCCAAGAGGAUUUUUUUUUUUUUUUUUUAAAUAUUUUCUCCCCUUUAGUGGGAACCUGUCUACUUGCAGCAUAUUAUGCUUUGAGUUUAUCAACAACAGGUAAUGGGGGAAACUAUAAAACCCUAAAAAAGUUCACUUGUGAAAUUUGGCUACUAGAAGAAUCUUCUGCAUCACCUUGGUAGGAGAGCUGCUUGCUAACCAAACAGAACUGUGUCUCCCGACAAUUUUUAUAUAAAUUACCCGACAGUAUGUUGAAGCAGACGUGAGGGAAACAUUAAUUGGAAUCAGCUGACAAUAUUAAGGGAGAAUGAGUAAUGGGAAGAUUUUUAUCACAAAGGAAAUGUGAGAACUCCACAAACUCUCGAAACCAGACAACUAAAAGAUCUUGUCGUUGCUUAAGAAACAACUUCCCCCAUGUGACCAAAAGCAAAUUUUUCAGGAGAGUGUACCUAAUAACAUUGUGUGUAAUGCUAGAACUGAAUGAUAGCCAAUGUUAGAAAACUGACCAUAGCAGCACAUUGUUGGAUUUUCGAGGAAUUCACGUAGUGAAAACUGAAAAGACAAUAAAUGGUGACGUUUCAACAGAAAAGCUAAAGACUAAUUUUCAGUUGUUUCUUAAGUGACAUUGUAAUGUGACACUGACUUUACAAUAGUCAUAGAACUGUGAGAGUCAGAUUCUUAAUUAAUUUAAAGAGCCAAAAUUCACAAACUGGCAUUUGCACAAUGCAAGGUACAACUAUGCCGUACUAGUGCUUACAGUCUCUUACAUCCUUAGGUCAGGCAAUGAGCCAGCUUUUGAGAUGUCCUUAUUUAUUAUCAUGCUGUGCUCUCACUCAAACAUUAAUUUUUUUACUUGCUAAUUUAACACCUCUGGUUGAACUCACCAUGUAAGUUCAGAUUAUUUUUGAAGUUAAUGGAAUAUGUCACAUUUACAGAUGUAGGUGGGAAAUAAUACAUUUUUCUCAAUCUUUAUUUCCUUUACUGCAUGUUGCCCCAUAGCCAGGUACUCGACAGUCUUCUAGCGCAUAUGUAUCUCGAGUGCUGGAUGUAAUUAGGUGGUUACACAUGUUGCAUUUCACUCUCAAGAAUUUGAAGAUCAUUAAUGUUAAAUUUUUUUUUCCUUCACUUCUUGAGGACAAACUUUAAAACAAAUAAAUUAAUAAAUUUAAUCUGAGUCAUUCAGUUUAAAUAAUAUUUAGACCUAUAGUAUCCUCCCUUUUUUUUUAUAAGUUAGUGAUUGUUUAAAUAAAAAAAAUUAUAUAUAUACUUUAAAUUGUCCUAGGCCCUAUUAUGUUUUUCCAACAAUUUUUACAUAUUGAGUAAUUCAAAUCUGUUUGGAAAGUAUAACAGCUUUAACAUCCACAACCCAAAUGAAAAUGAUUUGAGAAUAAAAAUGUUUGCGAUGACCUUGCUUCAAAUGAGAAUGUGGCUACUCCAACUUACAAUGUUUCUUGUGAUGCAUAAUUUAAAGGAUGAAAUCCAAACACUAAUCUGCACCACCUGGCCUUAAGUUAUGUACAGGGUGCUCUGUUUCCAUCAUCAGUGAUCACAUGUCCAUGUCCAUCAGUGUCUGUCACAUCUUGCCUAGGGGUCACCUGCCUUCCCUCAGAAUGAAGCUAAAGAUUGGCAUUCCUUGAUGCAAUUGGUCAAACUUUAAAAUCAAUAUUUCCUGUUUAUCAACUGUAUACCCUCCAGACAGACUCAGUAGUGAUGUUCCUUAUACUAUGUGUUUAGCCCGGGCAAUGCUGGGUACUUCAGCUGGUAUGUAUAUCUACACCUUUGGGUUGAAGUAUCCAGUAUUGCUUAGGCUUUAUGUUAAGUAGAUUUUUUUUUUUUAAGGAAGUAAUCUGAAUUUAAAAUGUAAUGUUUUAUUUCAAAAAUUGAAACUACUGUUAGAUGGAGGGAGUAGUACUUUUUUUCCUUCAAAAUCAGAUGUAGACAACAAUUAGAAUUAACCGCUUAUUUUGAAUGUCAAUCAUAGAAAAUUUCAAGUACCAAAUUUCAGCUAUAAGGUGUGGGAAAGGUAGAUGGGGUGGUUUUCAGUAAUCUUAUGCGAACAAUGAUCUUACUUUUUUUUCCGAAACAGCUGUAUACAGUAAUUUUCAUUUUAAUUUAUCUUUCAGUUGGGUAAAAUUCUAUCCAGAAGUACCAAUGUUCUGUAUGGGGCGAAAAAAAGGGAUGGGGUGGCUUUUGCAAAAUAUGUUCAUAAUCAUCUUCCUCUUUUUUCUAAAGCAGGAACCUGUAAUAUUCUUCUCAUUUUUAAUGUCAAUUGUGCCAAGUUUGAAAUAAAACUUUAGAAUUGUAUAAAAAAAAAAUCAAACAAGUUAUUCUUUGUGAGUAUGGAUAUAUGUACAUAUAUUCACGAAUAUCCAUAAUCUAUCACUUUGACGGUGUUAGUAUGAUUUAUUUUUAUUAUAAGUAAAAAAAUUAAUGAUGUAUUACUACCUGGUGUAAAAUAACCAAAACCAAUGAACUGAGGUAUGUAUUUAAAGUUACUAUCACAAUUAGUUUAACAAUUAAGUAAUAAUAUAAUUUCUUUAACUAUAGUGUUAAAAUGAAAUACGUUAUAUAAGAAAAAUUGGUUGUCUGUAAAGUCGGUUUACGGACGAUAGUUUAACGUGACGUCAUAACCAACCAUUGAUGAAAUGAUUGAUUCAGAAGAAAAGGAAAUAUCAUAUUCGGCCUGAGACUGAGCCGUAAUAGGCUUCUGCAACCAAACCAUUUAGGCAUUAAAAAUAUUAUAUUCUUUGAGAAAGAUUAUUUUUUUUUAUUUGAAUCAUAUUUAUUGAAUUAUCACUAUUUUGUAUGGAUACAAAGGAGUGAAAUGAAAUGUACAAUUUAAUUAAUAAAUUUACUUUUAGUUGCAUUCAUUCAUUAAUUCGAAUAUAUUUAUUACUAUUGAAAUGUUGCGUGCACCCCUAUUUAUUUUUAGAACAAAAAAAAUUGUACAUCUGCCAGGAUCCGAACCGACAACCUUUGGAUUGAAAGUUUGUGACGCUGACCGCAAGACCACAGGGCUAUACAUGAAAUCUAAUUGUUUCAAAUGAUAUAUAUAUUUAUAAACUUUUUUUCAUGGUAGGGGAAUAAUAUUAUUUCGUUUUUAUAACACGAUUUGAUAACAAAUACACAUCCCAAAUACACCAAACUUAUUUAUAAUGUGUUACAAUAUUUUUUAAAACAUUGUGCAAAAGAUCCCGGGUGUAAUUUGAAUUAUUAUGUGUAACUGUAAAACUCCAUUGUUGGUUCAAAACGUAUUUGAAUAUUCAACAUUACUUUUAAAUAACCGUACCAAUUGUGCUGAAAAUCGGUGGACGAUCGUUAAAUUACAUAAUAUUAAUAAUUCAAAUGACGAAAAUAUAAUUGAAAAGUCAAAUCGAUGGUUGUUACAAUCAAGUGGGAGAUGCCGCGCAUGCGUACAAUGAGCAUGAAGAGAGAUGCCAUGCAUGCGUACAAUGAGCAAACAGGGCACAUCCGUAGUGGGACAUCCGUAGUGGGACAUUUUUUCGUGCGUGCAGCCGGCGUUCCAUUUAUUAGACGUCACGUCAAAAAGUAAAACCAAAAAUUAUUCUCUACGGACAGCAUUCAAUCCCGAAAAUUUUGAGUCCGAAGACACACAACCACUGAAACGGGAAAGAAUAACAAAGUUUGGAAAAUAUGUGGUAAUUAAUUUUUAAAGUUUAUAAAAUUUAUUCAAGAAUUGUUUUGCUACCACAUAGAUUUAUUUCUCACACCUAUAUGCUUUGUGUCCCCCCCCGAUGUUCACUUAAGCGAACAUAUGUAGGUUAAUGCUGCCAAACUUGGUCAGCUAUUUAGACAACUUCUCCCAGGGCCGCAACUAGGGGGGGGGGGGGGGGGCAAGCGGGGCAUAAGCCCCGGGCGCAAAGCUGUGGGGGCGCCGAAAUCGCUUGCAUUGUAAUUCCUACUAGUGGGUUCAUGCAUGGAAGUUACAGUAGCACAGAAACUGUUACAUGUAGGUACCAAAAAUGCUUAAAUAGCACCAUUUUUCCGUGGGAGGGCCCCCAGACCCCCGCUUUAUUGGUGUGGUAUGUGCAAAAAAAGAGGGGGGGGGGGGGGCGCAUGAAUCCAUUCAUGCCCCGGGUGCCAGAGACUCUAGUUGCUGCCCUGACUUCUCCCACUUAAUUGCAUUUCCUUUACUUACUAAAAUUUAAGCUUCAAUGCCAAAAAGAAGUAUGACUUCAAAAACUUAAAGAGCAGCUUUUUUUCUAGCCUUCACAGAGCUUAUUUGUUUCUUCCUUUGUGUUUGAUGUAAAGAAAAUGAACUGAACAUUGAAAACACCACUGAAAAUUGGUUAGUUAAUAUUUAUUCUACUAUUUUGCAGAUUUAUGCGCAUUAAGGCCUGCUCACCUGCUCUUUUGCAUUAAUAUGUAAGACAUCCAGUUUCAUAUCAAGUAUUGCUUCACACGUAAAAUAUUGCAGAUUGCUAUAACAAAUUAGGUGCAAAUUGGAGACUGCCAACAGCAGGUACUCUAUGUAAACCCGAAAGUAGCCAAUGGCUUUUACCUUGGUCCAGGCUGUAAUAUAUAUCCAUUUAACCAUCAAACAAUAAGGUGAAAUAAACUUUAUUUGUCAAAUUUUUAUUUUUUCCUGCAGAAAAUUGUAAAAAAAAAAAAAAAAAAAAAAAUGUUGUGAACCAAUACAAUUAUGAAUCAAUUCACAGUAUUUUAAGUGCAUAAUAUAAUAAGUAAAUCCCUGUAAAGAUGUUUUUCCAGGUACUUGGAAAUUAACACUUAUUAACAGGGAAAUUGUAUUUAUGUAUAGGUCAUGUGCUAAUUUUUUUAAAACUUAUGCAGGAAAUUUAAGUAAAAUCAGAGUUGGCUGGUUUAAACCAAGUGGUUUUUUUUAUGAAAAACCAAACUUUUUUUAAUAAUGUAUUUUUAAAUAGAAUAUCUUAAUUUUUUAAAUGAAAGGCCUAAUUCAUCUCUAAUAAAAGUUUGCUCAUUAAUAUUUCUUGUGAUUUACAGGAACAAAAAAUUAUAUACUAAUCAAGACAUAAUUUAAAUUAUCUAAAUAAGCUGUAAAUCAUACCCAGCUAAAUACUACUCUAGAAUUAAAAAUUAUAAACAGUUGAUUUCUAUUAUUUGGGAAAUCCCCAAAUGUACUGUAAAUACCCAUUCUGUGAGACAUAAAUUCUAUGGAGAAUCCUCCUGUGAGGAAAUACCCUUUCUGUGGUUAAGUCCCAGUCAGAUGUGCAGAUUUGCUGGACUUCAGUUCUUUGAUGUUACAACUUUUCUGGUUCAACAUGAGUGGCAAAAAGCAGGAUGUUGUAUGGCUUUCAUUUGAACAUGGUGAGAACCAAAAUAACUAAUGUAAUAAAAAACCUGGCUUAAAAAAAAAAAAAACUCAGGUUGUUUGGUUUUUUCCCCCAACCCUGAGUAGGAUUUACCAAGAGAGUUUGUACUGUAUUUCAACAAUACACUUUUGAGACAUUCUGAGUGGUUUUGUGGAAUCUCUUGUUAGUAAUAAAAAAAAUAAUAAUUAUAUUUGUAAUACUUAUACUUUGAUGGAUAUAACUUCUGCAAUAUUCCCUCACAAUUUUGUUACAACAUAGAAUUUUCACCCUAUUAUCUCUGAAAUGCAUAUACAAACACAAGAAAGGUGACUUACCUAAUUGGAAGUUUAUGUUCAGGGUGAAGAGGUUUUAUUUUAUAAAAUACAAAUAGAAACUACAUAGUGUAAAACAAAAAUAUCUAAUGAUGAUGUUGGCUAUUCUGUCGACUAUCCCUUAAAAGUAUCUAACAUAGUUUGUUUUUCAAAAUAGAAUAAAAAAAUAAAAUAAAUUAUAUUAAAAUUAAAUAUAUAUAUAUAACACAUAAAAUAAUGCCAUUAAAAUAAAAUAUUUAAUAUAUAAAAUCAUUGUAAUUAACCCUUUUCUUGGCAAAAUGUACUAUAAGAUACGUAUUAUUAUUUUAUUAUUCAUAUAAAUAAUCUAUGUAACGCAACUCUUGGCGUUGUAUGUGUCAGGAUACACAUUAGAAGUUGAAUCUACACGGUGCUGCCAUCUGUAGUGUCAUGUUGCAACUACGUGAACCUUCUUCAAAACAGUCAAGUGGACAAAAUGUCUGUCCACAUGAACAGAGCAAGCGUUUUUAGUGUUUUUAAAUUUAAUGUAUCCCUACACUGCAUAUUGUAUCACAUCUGAGACAAUUAGUAAAAACCGUUCUAAUUUUUUUUCCAUGUCACAGGUUGUGGUUAUGUGCAUGGUGUAUCAAAUAAGAUACAAUAUGGAAGUGUUACAGUUCAUUGGAACAUUAGUAGAUGGCACAAAAGAUUAUAAAUUGGUGGUUGUUGUUCGGUAUUUAAAUGGUUCUAUAUCUCUAUGGCAACUGGUACAUAUUUGAUAUUUUUAUCUAUGCAUCCAGCAGUGGUCUGUUGUAAUUAGAAAACAUUGUUGCAUUGAAUGUAAAUUUGGAGUUUAUGCCUAUAACUGUCUCAUCAGUGUAGUAAAAGCAAUUUAUUUUAUAAUUUGUUAUUUCCCUUUGUAUCAUAUAUGAUACACCAUGCAGUGAAGUGAUGUUUGUACAUUUGUGAAAAUAUUCCUUUUGAUUUGUUUACUUUUUCUUCUAAAGUAUUUGUGUUGAUGUAAUCUAGUAUUAGGGAUAGCAACGAAGUGAUUUCUUCACUUGGAAUACCAUUUGGCAGUGAGGAUGAACUCGAAGAAACUUCAGAUGACGAACUCUUGAAUGGUAGAAACAUAAUGACACUUUUACACACAUGGAAUUUUUUUAUGAUGAUGUCUGUGACGCUCCUGAACCAUCUGAAAUUGUAGAUGUUAUCAGUGAACCAGAACAACAGCUUUCAUCUUCCACAUCUGUACCGGUAGAUAAACAAAAGAGCAAAGCCAGCAACAAGAAGCAGCCAGUUGCGGCAUCUAAGUGUUCUAGUUUGCCAUCAACCCCUUGGAAAGAGGAAUCUUUUGCAAAACCCGAUAUUAUGUUCACAGGACAGACUCAUUUGCCAGAAGAUGUCAUGGAGCUCAAAACACCGUACCAGUUUUUUUGAUAUUUCUUCACAGACAAUAUUGUUGACAAAAUUGUUGAAGAAACAGUCCGAUAUAGUGUACAAGUGAACCCCAACAAGCCUUUCAAUAUCAUAGAGGAUGAGAUAAUUAAAUAUAUUGGUAAGAUAUGCAUAGUGAUGUCCAUUGUUCAUUUGCCAAAUGCAAGAACAUAUUGGAACAAUGAACUGGGCAAUAAAAUGGUCCAAGAAACGAUGUCUGUCAAUCAUUUUGAAAAAAUUAGGCAGUUAUUGCACAUAAACAACAAUGAUACAAUGCUACCGAAAGAGGAUCUGGGACAUGACAGACUCCACAAACUUCGCCCUGUGUUUGACAGGUUUGUACAGAACUUUCAAAAAAUCCCAGCUGAGGAAUCGCUGCCAGUAGAUGAGCAGUUAUGUGCAACCAAGGCCCGACAUUACCUGAAACAGUACUUACCCAUAAAGCCACACAAGUGGGGCUACAAACUGUUUGUCUUGUCUGGUGUUUCAGGGUUUGCCUACAACAUCGAAAUCUACACAGGCCAAGAAAAUACAGCAGUUCGGCCACAAUCUGAACAAGAUCUUGGUGCAUGUGCAAAUGUGGUAGUUAGACUGUGCAGAGUUUUGCCACACAAUGUACACCACAAAGUGUACUUUGACAACUUUUACACAACAUUGCUGUUGCUUGUGCAGUUAGAAAAAUGGGGAAUACACAGCCUUGGAACUGUAAGAAAAAACCGCAUCCCCAAACCAGCUUACCCAGAGGACACACAAAUGAAACACAGGGGGUAUUGUAUUGGAAGAGUAGCCACUGUUGAUGAUGUAGUGGUAACAGCUUGGUUAGACAACAAAGUGGUGAAUUUGGCCUCCACUUUUGUGGGAGUAGAGCCAAUUUCAUAACUGGAGCGCUUCAACAAAAAGAAUAAGAAGGUAAUUGAAAUUGACUGCCCAAACAUAAUCAAACAUUACAACCACCACAUGGGUGGUGUCGAUUUACUAGACAGUAUUCUGGUGUGACACAAAAUAUCCAUGCGAACCAAAAAAUGGUAUCUUCGACUGUUCUACCAUUUGAUAGAUCUGGCUCUUACAAAUUCAUGGCUAUUAUAUCGCAGAGUCAACCAGGCAAAGAACCCAGACAAGAAAUCUGUCACUAUAUCUGCAUUUAGAGAAGAUGUAGCAAGGACGCUUUGCCAAUUGGGCAAAACGACAACCCCAAAAAGAGGUCGACCAUCAGAUCUUGAAAAAAAUCUGUUUAAGAAGCAAAGUUGAUAGAGGUACACAUGUUCCCAGCAAAGAUGUGAGGACUGACCAGACAAGUCACUGGCCAACAUGGGAUCAGUCACGGAAUCGAUGCAGAGUCCCUACAUGCAAAGGACUUACAUUUGUGAAGUGUUCCAAAGGUAGUGUGUUCUUAUGCUUUAACAUAGACAAAAUUUGUUUCUUCUCAUUCCAUAAUGAUUGAAAAUAAAUCAAAUGGACAUGUAUAUAGAUGGUGGUGAAGUAGAUUUAAAGUCACAAUGUUUAUGUUUUGCUUUGUGUGUAAAUGCAUGAUGUAUCAUAUAGGUUACAAAUAGUGUUUAUCAAUUUUAUUUAAAAAAUAUUUGUCAAAUAUAUAUAUUUUUAACACUUUUCUGUGUUUUUAUAGGCUGUUUUCUACACAGAACAAGAACUUUGACUAAAAAAAAAAAUAUCAUGCAGUGUAGGGAUAUAUUCCUAUCAUAUAAUAAGUGUUUUUGUUAACAGGGAUGUUUUGUAAAGAAAAGUUCUUGAUGUCUGCAUAGUUAGUAACAGUUCUUGAAGUAUUAUAAUAAUUAUUUGAUUUAUUUUUUUAUGUAUCUCUGGAGAUACAUUGCCAUGAAAAGUUAACAGUAAAUAUGGUUUUGUCAUAAAUUAGAUGUGCACUAAUAUACACAUUGCAGAGAACUGCACAAGUGAUAAUAACAUUAUUCUUUCAAACUUUGUUAUCUAAAAAAAUAUUUUAUGAAUUAAGAUGUUAUAUAUAGUUUGGCUGCCUAUUGGUUGAACAUAUUACCAAAUGUUAGCCAUCAAGGCAGGGUGAAAUUUUUAUAUUACCAGAGAGCAAUUAAAGUGAAGUACAUUUUUUCACAUUGAAGGUUGUGUUGUAAAUACCAUGCAGAUAUAGAUGUAAUUCCACUCCGAAAUUUUGAUUUUGUAAUGGAUGAUACUUUACCCCAAGUCGACGUUUUAGAAGCUUUUGUUCAUGGCUCCACUGAUAAUGAUCAAAAUAUUGGUUUUAUUGAUCAAAGUAUUCCUUCUGCUUCAAAUGAAGUGCAAGUUAUAUCGGAUGAUACAACAGAAAACUUACCACAUUCACCUGGUGGAACACAUCGACAGGCUACUACUUCUGCAAUAACUUUGGCAGGUCAAGAACACCAACGUAGGAAUGUCUGCAGUCACACUCGGCAAGCCACGCUGAGAUUUCCUUUUACGUAAGUAAGACUGUGAUAUUACUCUUACCUACAAAAUGAGUGUGUUGUAUAACAAAUAUAAGUUGUUAUUGUAGAAUGCUUAGGAGCUAUUUGUUUUGAGUGUUCAGUAAUAAUUAUACAGGUAUUGGUAUUCAUUUGCAUUCAUUACUUUUCCAUUAUAUUACAGAUGGAAGGAUGAAACUUUUUAAUACAAAGUGGAAGUGGAAGAUGACCAUUUCUCAAAUCCGGCAACAUUACGAUCCCCACUGGAGUAUUUUAAGACAUUUUUUGAUGACGAAACAGUAGACCUUAUAGUUUUGAAUACGAACUUAUAUUCAACGCAACAGUCAGGUAAAAGUGUAAACACAAAUUGUAGUGAAAUUUGUGAUUUUCUUUCUAUUGAGUUGAUGAUGGGUGUAAUUCAAUUGCCUGCAUAUACUGAUUACUGGGCACAGUCAACGAGAAUUGAACAGGUAGCUUGUGUCAUGCCAUUGAAGCAGUAUCAAACUCUCAAAAGGUACCUACAUUUUGUGAAUAAGGAUGCUAUGAAUGAAGACAGGUAUUUCAAAAUAAGACCACUGUUAGAAAAUAUUAGAAAAAAUUGUUCAUCUGUUGAACAAGAACGUAGAUGUUCUGUUGAUGAAAUGAUGGUACAGUAUAAGGGAACUAGGGCAGGGUCUAGGUGCCAGUACAUGAAAUCAAAAACCAAAAUGUGGGGAUUGAAAAUGUUUGUUAGAUCUGGUGUUUCAUGUAUUGUUUAUGAUUUUUGUAUUUAUGCUGGUCUUGACACAUUUCAGGGGAUUUCCUUUACAAACAUUGAAGAGUGUCUUGGUUUUGGAGCCAAGGUAGUUAUUGCACUCUGCAAGUCAAUACCAAAUCCCCAAUGCAUAGUUGUAUACUUUGACAACUUUUUUUCAUCCCUUGAACUGAUUACAUAUCUUCGUGAAGAGUUUGGGAUUCUUAGUCUUGGGACACUGCGUACCAACAGACUAAGAGGGUGUGUGAUGAGGAAUGACAAAGCUUUGAAAAAAGAUGGUAAAGGGAGUUUUCAACAGCUAGUGGAUGAUGAACACCGGUUAGUUCUUGUGAAAUGGUGUGAUAAUAGGAGUGUCAUAUUAGGCAGUUCAUACACUGAUGCUCAUCCAGUGGGAAGUGUAAAACGUUAUAGUAAAUAACUGGGUCGGAAAAUAGACGUAAGUUGCCCUAAAAUUGUAAAAGAUUACAACAUGCACAUGGGUGGUGUUGAUCUCUCUGACAUGUUGGUUGCUCUGUAUAGAACAGGGUUCAGAACACAUCGCUGGUACACGGCUAUAUUCUCUCAGCUAUUAGAUAUAUGUGUCAAUAAUGGGUGGCUUUUGUACAGAAGGGAAUUAGCUCUCACAGAUGGGGGAAACAAAACCAAGGCACUCUCUCUGAAGGAAUUUAGGUUAUCAAUAAUUCAAGGCCUUCAACACAAAACAAAGAAACGGGGCCGUCCUUCAGAAGAACUUGUAAAACUUAGCAAGCAGAUUCAUAGACCUGUAGUUCCCAGACCAAUUGAUGAAGUACGUUAUGAUGGAGUAGGUCACUUUCCUAUACAUGAUUUGAAGGGUAGAUGCAGAUACUGUACAAAAGGCCAGUCUACAGUUUUCUGUACAAAGUGUAAUCUCAGAUUGUAUUUUACUGAGAAGAGGAAUUGUUUUCUGUCAUACCAUACAGAAUGAUGUGCUCCCAUGUCAGUGUAACUUUUGACUACGGGAUGUAAGAUUUUACAAGUAUGGGUGUUACAUAUAAAAAAAUUAGGUAUUUAGUUUUUGUGUGUAUCAAAAAUGUUUUAUGUAACUAGGUUAUGCUUGGUAAAAUCAGCUUAUGUAAAUUUUCUUGUUGUAUACUUAUUUCUUAUAAAUGUUACAUGUUAUUGUCAUAUUUUUGAACCAGACAUGGGUGACAUAACUGAUAAAAUAACUAACAGUUUUAUCAUUUGAAGUGUUUUAGGUGACUGUGCGGUAUGUGGCAAUGUAUCUCAAAAGAUACAACUUAUUAAAUUCUUACCAAAUGUGUAAUUAAUUUGUGUUUUUAAUGAAAAUCCCAUAUUAAUGGCCAUUUGUAAACAAAAAUUGAAAAAAAAAAAAUUUUAAAUUGCAUUUUAUAGUUUUGCCAAGAAAAGGGUUAACUAUACAUUAUUCUGAAGUCAAAAAUAUCAUAAAUAAAAGGUAAAAUAUAACACAAACCACAAUUUAAACAACUUGAACCCAUUCCACCCAGACAUGUAAACAAGAUUACAUAAAUAAUUUUGAAGAAUGAAAAUGGUGAUAUUCAAUAUUGCAAGUUUUUCACUGUACAAAAAAAAUUGGUACAGGAAAAUAAUUUUAUUUUGUAACACAAAUCUUGACUGUAUUAUAUUAAUUCGAAACAUCAAACCUAAACAUCACCACAAAGCUGCCAUGUCAGCCAUUUAAGUAAAUUUUAAAUUUUCUGCAUUUUCAUACAUUUAAUCUAUAAUAGAUAUUGUCUGUACUAAACAAAUAAUGAAAAUCACAAUUCUUAACACAUGUUUCUCACAGACAAUACAAUAAUAUUAUUAUUUGAGCUAUUCUAGCAUUAAAAUUAAGAGUGGAAUACAUAUGGCUAGUUAAAUCAGUGUUGUCUGGUCAUUAUAAGUCUGGCGUAAGACGUGAAGGAAAAUAUAACCGAAAUGAAUCCACCAUAAAACAUACAUUGUUCAACUGUGCAAUUGAGAAUAUACGGGUAUCAGAAUUUAAAUAUUAGGGAAAAAAGAAGAAGAAAAAGUUUUUAAGGAAAAAAGUUAAAUUUACUGUUUACCAGAGUUGAUUAUCAUACUUAUUUUAAAAUAACUGAAUGGCACCCACUUGUAUAGAAGAAGAAGAAGAAGACUGUCUAAGUUAAUCAUAACUGGUGACAUUUGCUUAUUAUGUCCCAACAUGUAACCACAUUUUAGGUUAAAAAAAAAUAAAUAAAAAAAAUCUACAUUUAAGUAUGAUGGGAUAAACUGGCAUUAUCUAUCAACAUUUCCUAAAACUUAAAAACAGAAGUCUUGGGUGGAUGGGUACCAGUUCUUUAGUAUAUCGUACACAAAAUAACACACUUCAAAAUCAAUACUGACAAAUAAAACUAAUAUUAAUACACACUUUCAUUAAGUAGCUAUGCAGGCACAUCUUAAAAAUUGUGUAGGGUAAUGGUAUGUCAGUGUGAUUGUUUAUAUCAAAAAAAGUAACAAUGCAACUAACACUAAGAACUUAUUUUUGCACUUCCUACCACUUAACUUCAACACUAUUGGAGCAAUUAAAAUACCUAAUCAAGUUCAUUGAUUUGCUCAGUAAUUUUUUCAUUGUGGUUGUUUACUGACUAAUUAUUUUCCUUUGUUCACUGUGGAUUUACUCAAAAAAGAUCGUAGGACAACUACAUGAUCUAUUACACUCGCACAUUUACACAACUUUAUGAUUCUAUAUUGUUUCUAAAUUAUAAAAUGACGUAUCCUCAUUUUAAAUUAUACUUUUGAGUUUAGUGCAUGGCUACUCAAUUAGUUUAUUUGUUGGCCAUUAGCACAAAAAAAAAAAAAAAAAUGCUGGAAUCAUAAAAGCCUGACAGGCACGAAAUGAUUGAUGCGAAGCAAAUAAAAUAUUUGUAAAACAUUUUACACAUUUGUAAAAUUGGCGUUACAAAAUACACGGAUACAAUGUUACUGAAACGAGCAUGAAUUAUGUUUCUGAAUA